Gongylonema pulchrum is the source of this 204-nucleotide messenger RNA. The record is from the annotation of a GenBank genome assembly. NCBI's taxonomy places the organism in Eukaryota, Metazoa, Nematoda, Chromadorea, Rhabditida, Gongylonematidae.
AUGUUUGAUUUUGGAUAUGUCGCCUUAGACAUCCUCUAUGCAUCCCCGGAAGAUUCGGGCUUGUACACAUUAAUUGCAAGAAACGAACUGGGCGAGGUGCAGUCAAAUCUCGAGCUCAUUGUUAAUUCUGACAAGACCUUGUACCUGGAUGCCCAUCACCCAGAAGGUUUGUCGUCAUCCACCUUUUUUUUUUGUAAAAACUAA